Pieris rapae (cabbage white) is the source of this 1758-nucleotide messenger RNA. Its product is annotated as pancreatic triacylglycerol lipase. The transcript has 7 exons. Lineage: Eukaryota; Metazoa; Arthropoda; Insecta; Lepidoptera; Pieridae. Bases 128 to 1282 code for a protein of 384 amino acids. The record is from RefSeq and is a predicted model, not a curated record. Gene Ontology annotation, molecular function: lipase activity.
AUAUGUAGGUAUAGCUAUGUACUUUCCAAUAUUUCAGUGACAUUAUUGCACACCAGUGACAGUGCCAAUAGCCCCCGCCAAGUCCUCCUGCGCAACGCAGUGUACCGUGGUAUGCGCGGGCGCAAGGAUGCCGCUGUUUCGAACAAAAUUUUAUGCUGCCGCUCUCGUGUUUUAUUCAGGCGUUUUAUGUCAACGAAAGCCGAUAAAAGAGGCUCUAUUUUUAAACAGUGAUACUUUCGGUAACUCUACAUUAGAAGAUUGCGUGUGGAAGCGAGAAAGAGAGCCAUGCCCCGAUCCAAAUGUUACUAUAAAUUUGUACACAGAAGCUGAACCCUAUAAGAAAACUGUGGACCUCUUUAGUGAAGACUGGCUUCGUCAGAGUAGCUGGGAACCCUCCCACGAAACAAUUUUACUUAUUCACGGCUACGCUGGUGGAGAUGAUACACUGCCGAUAAUUGUUCUACGAGAUGCAUAUCUCCGUCGUGGCGGUUACAACGUUUUCAUGCUAGACUGGGGACAGCUAUGCCAGCCUCCGUGCUAUGUCGCGGCUGUUCACAACUUGCGACCAGUCGCACGGUGCGUGGCAGAGGCGCUUGCGACUUUGCGUCGCGCGGGUCUCAGACCUGACCGACUUACUUGUGUCGGACAUUCAUUAGGAGCUCACUUGUGUGGCAUUAUGUCCAAUUACUUAAACUUCAGAAUGAAUCGAAUUAUUGGGUUAGACCCAGCCAGACCUUUGAUCAGAUCAGCUCCCGCAUUACGUCUAGACCCUGGAGAUGCUCGGGCUGUCCACGUCCUUCAUACGAACGCAGGCAGGUAUGGUGAAGCAGCACGACUUGGUCAUGCAGAUUUCUGUCUAAAUGGAGGAAGAAGUCAACCCUAUUGUGAGGAUACACCAAAUGCAGCCCUAUGCAGUCACGUAUGGUCGAUAUGCUAUCAAGCAGAGAGCCUGUUCAGACCUCGUGCCGCUGUCCCUUGCGGCAGGCGCUGCUCAGUGAGAGUUCCACCAGCUAGAGCCUCCGCCUUGCCCGUGCCUUUGGGACAACCUGCGCCUAUGACAGCCUCAGGCGCAUAUUGCGUAGAAGAUUUUACAGCUCCAUUCUGUCCAGCUACGACAGGGUUAUCGGAUGGCGACGAUCGUUGUUGUCUCGACAAACAAUACGCGGCUGCGGCUACAACCAUUCAACCCCCAAGAACACGCCCUAGGCCAAUAGUAAGACUGCGUUCUAGACGGAUUAAAAACAUAUCUACCAAUACUACUUGGGACGAUUAUGAACAAUAAUAAGACAAAUCCAUUCUAGAGAAUAGGGUGGAAUUAGCCAGGUAAUUAAAGGCAAUAUCUCCAAGGAUGUGUAAAUAAAUUCUAUUAAAAAAGAAAUAUACUUAGUAGGAAAAGAAAUAUACCUAUCGUUUCAAUUACAUUCAAUAUUUAUUUCAUGACAAGUUUUAUUAAAUAUUUACGAAUUUCAGUUAGUUCAGUCAUUAUUAAUGUGUUUCUUAUUUGUGUGUGUUGAUAACAAUAGCACGAAUUUUUGUUCAUUUUGUAAUUUAUUCGUAAAUGUCGAUUUAAUAAUGUCAAUACCAUCGUUUCAUAAUUAAGAUUUAUUAUAAUUAAGAUCGCGAAUAAUAUUUCUAAUGAAUUGUUUAGUUCCAAAAACGCCCACGGAGCGUUGAAUCAGCGAAUUCCAGUUCAUUUAUUCAUAUAGUUAACACAACGUACACUUAUGAAUGUCAAAAACAGAAAAUUAUAAUAUGAAA